AUGAGAAUAGGAGCUAAUGGGGGGGGGGACUGGCCCCUCUCCCUGAUGGUGGGUACACCAGGGGUCCCGCGAGUCCCAGUAAAACCCUCCUGCGAGCGGGCUGGUAGAUCCAAGACCCCCUCGAAGCUGAUUCAGACAAUGGGAAUGGCCCCCAUUGUCCCGGUCGGAGACCGAGGCAAGGACUUUGAGAAGCCCUGCAACCUCGAAUCGCUGGUGCUUUAUAUCUUCAACAGCAAAGGAUUCAUCGUCUUUAGUUCUUUGAUAUUCUUUCUUGUUGUCAUAAUCCUUGGGUUCAUGGUAUUCAUGGCUUGGAGACUUUCACACCAGAAACUUGAGAUCCAAAGAUUCCAAAUCCCGGCGAAUAUCUCUUCCGGUUGUGAAUGGAAGAGAAAAGAAACAAUAUGGUUGGCUUCCAGGACCUCGCGCCCGCUCCUCACCCUCUGUCCCAGUGCCGGCGAGUAUGAGGGGCGGGGAGAGAAAGUCCGAUAUCUAUGUAACGCUUCCCCUUUUUCAGGGAGGGUCCUGCGUUCCCAGAAGUAG
Darwinula stevensoni is the source of this 540-nucleotide messenger RNA. The record is from the annotation of a GenBank genome assembly. Lineage: Eukaryota; Metazoa; Arthropoda; Ostracoda; Podocopida; Darwinulidae.